Diaporthe amygdali is the source of this 2613-nucleotide messenger RNA. RefSeq lists its product as uncharacterized. The record is from RefSeq and is a predicted model, not a curated record. NCBI's taxonomy places the organism in Eukaryota, Fungi, Ascomycota, Sordariomycetes, Diaporthales, Diaporthaceae. The coding region runs from base 1 to 2613 and encodes 870 amino acids. The transcript has 6 exons.
AUGCCUGAGACCUACCGCCGCUACGAGGAGCGUGACACCUACUACGACGAUGAGCCUCCAAGGCGGAGACCACCUCCUCCCCGCGAGGAAGAGGUCUACUAUGAGCGCAGAGAGGAAAGAAGGUCACGCACACCCCCUCCUCCCAUGGCACGGCGCAGCGAUGUUCAGGUCGCCGUACGGGAAGAGGUAGAGCGCGAGUCCAGGGUGCCCCAUUUCAUGCGUGAAGAAUCCCGUCGCCCACCUGAGGCAGGCCCCUUGGUCCUGCGCCAGCGCGAUGUCGAGACAGUCGAGCGAGCUCGGCCCCGGCCAAGAUCGCCUUCUCCCGUUGUGAGGGAGCGCAUUAUCACCAAGACAAGGGCAAGGAGCGUGAGCCCCGGACCGCCUCCACCACCGCCACCACCAGAGAUUCGUGAAAGGGAGGAGAUCCGCACGCGGAUCGUCGAUCACUCCCGAGAGCGCGUACGGAGCCCCAGCCGAGGGCCGGCCAUGGACAGAGUGCGUCUCGGCACACGUAUUAUCGAGCGACCUGACCGUUCGCCCAGCCCACCCCCCGUCAUGGAGCGCACGCGCACGCGAGUUAUCGAGAGGGAGAGGUCGCCUUCUCCUCGGCCGCUGCCGCCACCUGAGCUUGAGCGGAGCAGGCUCAGGAUCAUUGAGCGGGAACGUGAACGGGCUCCUACGCCCAGUCCAAGUCCCUCGCCUCCUCCACCUGAGCCGCAGGUCAUCAGAGGUCCUACGAUUGAGAGAGAGGUUAUUACACACUACAGAGAUAUCGAUCAUGGCUUGGUUGUGGCACGACCACCUUCUCCUCCUCCACCACCCCGUCGUGUCGAAAAGCGAGAAACAGAUAUCGACAUCUACACCAGUCGGAAUGAGACCGAGAUCGACAUUACCAAGACACGGUCUCAGUCACGCUCGCGUGCCCGUUCAGUGUCCCGAGAGCGGCCUAGGGUCUCGUACGACCCGCCUCCACCCCGCGACCACUCAUACUAUCAUGAAGAUGAUAUCAUGAUCUCCAGUGGACGCGACAAACUGAAGGUCGACAUUGAACAUGAACGCCGAAGCUCAUCGGCUCGGCCGCGCUCACACUCCGCGGCACCAGGCUACGAUGAUGAGGCGGACCUGAUCAGGGGCAGAAUCGAUUCCCGCGGUCGCAUGGGUGAAGCCUGGGGAGGAGCCACUAAGGACUGGGUGGUUGUCGAUGUCCCACCUGGCACCGAGAGAGUACGCAUGGAUGGCGUCGGUGGUGGCGCUGCCGAGGUGACCUGGCAGCGGUACAAUGGUGCUCGCCGUGCAAAGUUCAUCCCUGAGCGUGCCAGUGAAAGUGCCCUGGUGCCAUUGUCACCGCCGGCUUCAUCGUCCACGACGGUCAUCUCUGACCGCGAUACAUACGCUCCUCCCCGCGGUGACAGAGAGCGUGAUCGUUUGAGCGUUCAGAUCUAUGACAAGGAGCGCGAACGAGAUGUCGAGGUUGAGAAGGUGACUGAUAGACGUAUCAGCCUGAGACCUACACCUCCGCCGCCUGCACCAAUGCCCAAGACUCGAGACAUGUGGACCGAGGUCACGAAGGAUCUUGUUGUCAGAGAGGCCAUCGAAGAGAUCGGUUACGACUAUGAGGAGACCGAGCAAUUCUUUUACGUGAUGCAAUAUUUGAAAUAUGAGGACGUCCUUGAACUGGUCGAGAUAUCGGACCGCAUCCGAGCACGGAGAAAGGACCGUAUCCGAGAGAUCCAGUUUGAGCGCGAAGUUCGCGACGACUGGGAGCGCGAUCGCCGUCAUCACCGUCACCGACCCAGGUGGGAAGACGAGCGAGAGAGGGUUGUUGAGCGAGAAGUCGUGCGAACAUAUCUAUUUUAUCGGCAGAACACUCUUCUUCCCAUUAUUCGCUUGGCCAAGAGCAUAGAAGAUGAGGAUUCCGCCGACUCGAUAUCUCAACGCUUGCGCCAAUGGCAGACCCGGAAGCUAGAUGAGUACAGAUUUGUGCAGCUCUCGGUAAAACACCCUCCUCCCAGUACUGCCUUAUCAAAGUCAAAGUCUCCCCCUUCUAACAAUGCAGCCCAGGGGAGUCUACUCGCCGCCGCGGUCAUAGGCUCUUUCUCAUGGCCGAUCCCAGACACAAUCCAUUGGUUGGGUCCGGCAUCGUGGUAUGCAUCGCUCAUCAUGUCCUUCUGCGCCGUCCUCCUGUCGUCGUCCGAGCACUUCCUUUACGCCGCAACUAGAGAUCACGCGAAGCAUCCAGACCUCAGGAGGAGGCUGAAUAUGGUCUUGAAGAUCAGCGGGGGAGGGCCGGGGGACCUGCUGCUGCCGACGACGCCUCCGCCCAGUCCGGCCCAACCACAACCGGUGGCGCAGAGCGCCAGCAAUGCCCAGACGCCAUCGGCGGCGAGGCUGCAGACGAACAAACCGCCGGUCCGAGCCCGAGUGCGGUGGAAUAUGGUGUUCACGUGGCAGGCACCUAUGAUGCUCUUGUCAUACUCGCUGAUUGCUUUCGUUGUGGGCUUGACGAUAUGUGUGCUCACGCCGCUUUAUGAUGGCCGGGACUAUGAUGACGCCUGCAAGGCCGAAGGCCACAUGCAGGAUUGUCCAUACCUGGCCACCUGGGCAAAGCCAUGA